Molecule: messenger RNA, 1344 nt
Organism: Capronia coronata CBS 617.96
Lineage: Eukaryota; Fungi; Ascomycota; Eurotiomycetes; Chaetothyriales; Herpotrichiellaceae
Exons: 1
Coding region: 1-1344 (447 amino acids)
Biological process (GO): pyruvate decarboxylation to acetyl-CoA
Cellular component (GO): pyruvate dehydrogenase complex
Molecular function (GO): dihydrolipoyllysine-residue acetyltransferase activity
Source: RefSeq, a predicted model, not a curated record
AUGGCGGGCAGACAGUCAGCGCGGCUCCUGGCCCGCCAACUGACCUCGCAAUGCGCGCAUUCUCAACCUCAGGCUCGACGAGCUUUCUCCUCCGCCGCCUCUUACCUGGCCGCGCAUAAUCUCACGAUGCCAGCCAUGUCGCCGACCAUGACGGAAGGCAGUAUAGCCAAGUGGAUGGUCAAAGAGGGGGAGUCGUUUUCCACUGGAGACGUCAUCUUGGAAAUCGAGACCGACAAGGCUACAAUGGACGUUGAAGCCCAGGACGACGGGGUGUUGGCCAAGAUCUUUGCCCAAGACGGCACCAAGGGCAUCCAAGUGGGCACCAGAAUAGCCGUCCUCGCCGACCCCGGCGACGACAUCUCGAGUCUGGAGAUCCCCCCGGACGAUUCCACCCCCGUCAAGUCCGAAGCAGACAACGUCAAGGGCGGAGAAGAUUCCUCGUACGCGAGCUCUGGCGUCGAGAAGGAUGUCAAGGGCACUCCCCAGAACAAGAGGCCGGCAAAGGACAGGCCCCUCACGAGUCCGCGCGGUUCAGGCCAGAACCCGAAGUACCCUCUGUAUCCGUCGGUGAUCGCCCUCAUCCACGAGAACCAUGUCCCCGACGAGGAGGUCCCCAAGAUCCCGGCCACUGGCCCGAACGGCCGCCUCCUGAAGGGCGACGUCCUCGCCUACCUGGGCACGAUUGACCCGGAAUACACGGCUAAACUGGCCGAACGGAUAGAACACCUCGAACACCUGGACCUAAGCAACAUCAAGGUCGUGCAGUCUGCCGCCAAACCCGCCGCCGAGGCCGCUGCUGCUGCGACAGCCGCACCAGAACCUCCCAAAGUCACCAGCGUCAGUCUGCCCAUUUCCUUGGCCGAGGUGCUGAAAGUGCAACACCGGAUCCAAGAGACCUUGGGCGUGACUGUUCCUCUUUCCACCUUCCUUGCCCGUGCCGUCGACCUUGCCAAUGACGACCUGCCGAGACCGAAGGGCCAGAAACCCUCCGCCGACGACCUCUUCAACGCCGUGCUGGGCCUGGACACCGUCCCCUCGACGUCCAGGGGCACCUAUCUCCCGCAGAUCGACGCCCUGCCCAGCUAUCCCAGCAAGAAGCCGGCCCCGCGCCCUGCAGCAGCGGCAAAGAAGCCCGACAUCAUCGAUAUUCUAUCUGGCAAAGCCGUGCCGAAGCAGUCAUCGCGCAGCCCAUUGCCCUCGUCGAGCCCGAGAUUGUCGACCGCGGAUGGCGCCGUGAACGUCUUUAGCCUGACGGUGCCGGCGGGAGAGGAGAAGCGAGCACGCACCUUCCUGGAGCGUGUGAAGACGGUGUUGCAGGUGGAGCCUGGGAAAUUGGUGUUCUGA